AUGAACAUCUCCACGCCAGCGAACUACUUCCACGCUCUGCGUAGGCAGCAGCACCGAGACUUCCGCAAGCCUUUGGUCAUCGCUUCUCCAAAGAAUCUGUUCCGACUUCGUCAGUGUGUAAGCCCGCUGAACGACAUGGGCCCCGGCGUGCGCUUCAAGCGCUUGAUCCCCGAGCGCGAUCCGGAGAUCACGGCGAAUCCGGAAAAGGUGGAUCGACUCGUGUUCUGCUCCGGUAAGCUUUACUACGAGCUGGUGGCGGAACGGGAGCAGCUGGGUCUCAAGAAUGUUGCCAUCGUCACGCUGGAGCAGAUUGCGCCAUUCCCCUUCGACCGUGUCAAGACGAUGAUGGAGAUGUUCCCGAACGUCGACAUGGGUGAUGGGGUCCAUCCUGGCAAUGUCAUUUGGUGCCAGGAGGAGCCCAAGAACAUGGGCGCUUGGUCUUACGUUCGCCCCCGUUUCGUCACAACGGCGCGGGAAGGUCUGGAUAAGGACAUGGUCAUGCGUUACGUCGGCCGCCGUGCCGCAGCGUCGCCUGCGACGGGCUACCCGAAGCUGCACAAUGCAGAGCAGGAGGCUCUUGUAAAGGAAGCACUGGUGGGACACGACGAUGAGGGCUGGACU
This is a messenger RNA of Symbiodinium sp. CCMP2456, 621 nucleotides long. NCBI's taxonomy places the organism in Eukaryota, Dinophyceae, Suessiales, Symbiodiniaceae. The record is from the annotation of a GenBank genome assembly.